Molecule: messenger RNA, 1420 nt
Organism: Pieris brassicae (large cabbage white)
Lineage: Eukaryota; Metazoa; Arthropoda; Insecta; Lepidoptera; Pieridae
Gene: Scp2
Product: calexcitin-1
Exons: 7
Coding region: 98-652 (184 amino acids)
Molecular function (GO): calcium ion binding
Source: RefSeq, a predicted model, not a curated record
CGCUGCCGCACGGCAUUAUUCGCUGAACGUUGUUACGGGACAGCCGGCAUCCGACUACUGAACGGUCUUGUGUCAUCCUUCGAAUAACAAAUUAAAGAUGUCUGUCUCUGAAUUCAGACGGAAGAAGCUUCUCUACGUCUUCAACGUUUUCUUUGAUGUCAAUCAAAGCGGAACUAUUGAGAGGAAAGAUUUCGAGCUGGCGAUAGAAAAAGUGUGCAGUCUCCGCGGCUGGAAGCCUAGUGAUGCUAAACACUCCGAGACUCAUGAAGUCAUGAUCAAAAUUUGGGACGGACUUCGAAAACGGGCCGAUUCAAACCGCGAUGGUCAAGUCUCUGUAGACGAAUGGGUUUCCAUGUGGAACGACUACGCUCAGAAUCCUUCUGCUGCUUUGAAAUGGCAGCAGCAAUACUGUCACUUCAUGUUCCAACUUGAAGAUGCCAGCGCUGAUGGGACCAUCGACUGUGAUGAGUUCACCACUGUCUGCUCGUCAUACGGCAUUAAUCCUCAGGAAUGCAAGGCUGCGUUCGUGAAGAUGUCUAAGGGCAAGGAGAGCGUCUCCUGGGAGGAGUUCCAGGAACUUUGGAAGGAGUACUUUUCCACUGAGGACCCCAAUGCCCCAGGGAACUUCAUUUUUGGCAGGACCAGCUUCUAAAGGGCCAGAGGCUUAGGCAAUUUGAAUAUUUGACUUGGAGUCUCGGGUGUAGUUUAAACUAGCAUCACCCGUGUAAUCUCAUUUUAAUUUUGCGUGUGUGUUUCAGAAUGUAUUAGUAUUACCCUUGGGUGUUAUAAACUGGCCAUAACUUAAAAAAGUUUUGAAGAAAUUUACAAGUUACCAUUCGACUUUAAAAGAUAAAUCGUGAAAUCGUGAGGCUUACCAGAACUGUAAAACUGUGUAGUUUAUCUAAGUUUCUUUUAAAUUAUUGUCGACAUUUCCUUACAAAUCAAAUCACUGACAAAGAGAAAUCGUUAGAAAGUUGUAUCGUUAACAAACAGCUCUAGCCAACCAAUUUUUAAAGGAUUUGAAAACAGUUAACCCCAAAGAACAAAUCAUAACUGUAGGAUAAUUAUAGGAUAUUAUUUUAAUGAAAAGUUGUCAGCUAUGAUUGAUUACUAAGACACUAAUAAUUGUUCGUGUUAGUUGUCGCCUAAUGACCGGUUACAAUUUUUUAUUGAAAGUUAAUGGCUAGUUUUAUCGCCCUUGAAUCAAGUCUCUAGGCUCAUUAUUCUUAAAGCUCAAAUUAGAAUUUCCAAUUUUAGAUCUUAACAACGAAUAAUUGUCGUUAUUAAUAUUUCUUUUUAAGUAGAUUUAAAAUGACUGCCAUGGCAUUUACUGUUAUAUGUCCUUUAUGUAUUAUCCAAUUGUUUGUAUUUUAAAGUUUUACCAUUUAGUCCGCUACAUAGAACUAUUUAAUGUUUGUAU